Pyrenophora tritici-repentis Pt-1C-BFP is the source of this 2082-nucleotide messenger RNA. RefSeq lists its product as uncharacterized. The record is from RefSeq and is a predicted model, not a curated record. Lineage: Eukaryota; Fungi; Ascomycota; Dothideomycetes; Pleosporales; Pleosporaceae.
AUGUGGAAGCCACCAAUAAACUUCAUCACGCUGCAUUAUGCGUAUAUUCUCAGUUUCGGUGUUCUGGCCAUGGCUAUCAUGUACCCGUAUGGCAAUCUUUCGGCUAUAGAUACGUACUAUUUUGGCGUCAGCUGCUCGACUGAGUCUGGGUUGAAUCCUCUGCUGUUGGUGCUGCGCAGUGUUGAUUUGAAGGCGCUUAAGACGUAUCAACAGAUCUUCCUGUAUAUCGUGCCUAUCAUCACGAAUUUGGGUUUCAUCAACAUCCUGGUCGUGGUUGUAAGGUUACGAUGGUUCAGCCAGAAGCUCAAGGGUAUCACGGCAGCACACCGGAGACCAGUGAGCCGUAACGAGACUAGCGAGCAGCAGGGUCAGAUUGCAGCUAAUAUUUCCGAGACGCGCGAUAUUGAGGGCGGCCUUACUGGCGAAACGGUUUCUGAGAAGAGGCCGGUAGUCCAGACUGAGAGCUCCCAAGAAGGAGCAAAAGAUGAGUCGAAAGAUGAAGCCAACUUACCGCACAUCAAGUUCGCUCCUGAUCCUAGGCUUCGUGCCAAUGAGAAGGGUGCGCUGUAUAUUCCUGGGCCGCGGGAACGCGAUAAUGGCGAGCCUAUUACCAUGACCUCCGAUGAUGAAGAUGAAGACCAAAUCAAGCCCAUCGCAGAUUCAAGCUACGCCAUGCGCCGUACCAAGUCAAACACGCGAAGUAUGCGUAGUACGCGAAGCAUGAGCAAAGCCACCUCUGUAGAUCGCGUUGUAUCCUCCAUGUUUGUCCUAGGAAGCACUUCAAGCGCCACUCGCAGCGAGAGCAAGCCCCGAAGAGAGCCCCUUGACUUGUCAUCCCUGACUCCAGAGGAACUGGGAGGUGUGGAGUACCGCGCGCUACGUGUCCUGCUUAAAAUCACCAUUGGGUACUUUUUCGGCCUGCACAUCUUCGGUGUCAUUUGUCUACUCCCAUGGAUCCAUCUCGCACCUUCCAAAUACCAGGACCUCCUCGCUUCACAUGGUGUAGACAAGACAUGGUGGGCGUUCUACUCGGCGCAAACCAUGGUCAACAAUCUCGGCCUCACCCUCACCCCAGACAGCAUGAUAUCCUUCCGUGACACAGUCUGGCCCAUGAUAGUAAUGUCGUUCCUCGCCUUCGCCGGCAACACAUUCUACCCGUGUUUCCUGCGCCUCCUCAUCUGGACCAUCAACAAGCUCUCCCCCUCCGGGUCCUCGCUCCAAGAAUCCACCCGCUUCCUCCUCGACCACCCCCGACGCUGCUACACACUCCUCUUCCCCAGCACCGCCACGUGGAUCCUCGCCACCAUUCUCAUCAUCCUAAACUUCAUCGACACCCUCCUCAUCAUCGUGCUCGAUCUCGAUAACUCCGAAGUCAACGUCCUCGCCGUCGGCCACCGCAUCCUCGCUGCCAUCUUCCAGUCCGCGUCCAGCAGACACACGGGUACGUCGACGUUUAAUCUUGCCAACGUUAACCCCGCUGUGCAGUUUAGUCUGCUGGUUAUGAUGUACAUCUCCGUGUAUCCGAUUGCCAUUUCCAUCCGUAUGAGCGAGAGCUACGAGGAGAAGCCCGUGGGACUGUACGCCGCAGAGGAGAGUCUAGAUGAGGAUAAAGGGAGCAAGACUUAUCUGAUUAACCAUAUGCGGAAUCAGCUUAGUUUUGAUCUUUGGUAUAUUUUCCUGGGUGUGUUUUGUAUUUGUAUUGGGGAGAGUAAGAGGAUUAUGAAUAAUGCGGAUCCGGCUUUCUCCGUCUUCGCUGUCUUCUUCGAAGUCGUGUCGGCGUACGGAAAUGUUGGACUUUCGCUGGGUUACCCGACGAAUGCGACGUCGCUGUCUGGUCACUUUAAUGUUUUUGGAAAGGUUGUUAUUUGCUUUAUGAUGCUGCGUGGUAGGCACAGGGGUCUGCCUUAUGCUCUUGAUCGCGCGAUCAAUCUUCCAUCUGAUAUAGUGGGUGGAGACGACGAGCAAGAGAAGUACAGGGAUAAGGAAGAUGAAGAUGUGACGUCGGUUGCAGAGGCGAGGCCGGUGGGAGCAGAGCCGAAGUUUGCGAGAGGCAGAAAGAUGAUGAGAGCGCUCACCCAGUAG